AGGCCAGGGAGGAGGGACAGAGGGUGCGAAUGUUGCGCCGUACAGGUAGAGUCUGUAGAUAUGGGUGGGUUGUCAGUACCAUAGAGCGAGAGAGAGUAAGAGAUGAAGAAGUGGUCAGAGACAUGGAGAGGAGUUACAGUGAGGUUGGAGGUAGAGCAGUUUCUAGUGAAAAUGUAGUCAAGGUGGUUGCCGGCUUUGUGAGUGGGAGGGGAGGGACUGAGUGAGAGGUCAAAGGAAGACAGUAAGAGUAAGAGAUCACAUGACUUCUCUGUCUGGAUGUUGAAGUCACCCAGAAGGAUGAGCGGGGGGCCGUGUUCCGAGAAGUUUGACAGGAGGGCGUCUAGCUCUUCCAAGAAAUCUCCCAAAGAGCCAGGGGGACGGUAGAGAACAACAAUGUGUAGUUGAACCGGAUGAGUAACAGUCACAGCAUGGAACUCAAAAGUCAGUGGGAUAAAGAGUGGAAGCGGGUAGGGAGAGAAACACCAUUUGGGUGAGAUGAGUAAACCUGUACCUCCACCCCGACCAGAGGGUCUGGGUGUGUGGCUGAAGGAGAAGGCCGAGGAGAGAGCAGCCGGGGUAGACGUGUUGUCUGCUGUGAUCCAGGUCUCAGUGAGAGCCAGGAAGUCAAGCGACUGCUCCAUGGCAAAGCCAGAGAUGAAACCGGCCUUGCGGUUGGCUGACUGACAGUUCCAGAGGCCUCCCGUGACAAGGUGCUGAGUGUGAGUAGAACGGGUAGGUCAUAUCACCGGAUCUGCCUCCUCCACGUCCUUAUCUCUUUCUGCCUUAUCCAGUCUGCUGUUAUAUUCAUCUCUCGUUUCAGUCACCUGUGCAUGAAUCAACUGGGUGCUGUAUACUUUUCCAUCGUUGCUCUCUGCAUGUGGUUUCUUUUUCCAUCCAGUCGCUUGCUGGUCAGCUCAAGUCUCUGGUACCACCUUCUGGAGCUGCUCCUGGUGCUCGUUGUUCUUCUGGUCAUUGUUCCCCUCCGCAUAUCAACCGACCUUUACUUCCGGCCUAAUGGAACAGAUCAGUUUCAGUGAAGCUCCACUUAUUACCUUCGCAUUGAAAAUGCGGAUGGUUAUGUUUUGAUCGCCGUGUAUUUAUUUAUUUAUUUAUUUGUAUGCGUGUUCCUCGCAUAACACAAAAAGUUUUUAACCGAAUCGCCUGAAUUUUGGUGGGAUGAUUGGUUAUUAUCCGGGGACCAUUUGAUUAGAUUUUGAGAUCGAUCGGGUCAAAGGUCACGGUCAAGGUCGUGGAAAGGUCAAAAUCUUCUUUUUACCAUAGCACGGUCAAUUUGUAUCCAAUUGGCAUGCAACUAAUGCCAACAUGUUCAUAAUUCAAUGCCCAAUCUUGUGAUAUGCGAAGGUAUGCGCUCUACUGAGUGCCCAUUCGAGUUUUUACAGUUUCACACCACAUAAAAAAUUUGCCAUCACCGACCAGUUUCCGUAAUCUCCCAACAAACAAAAUGAGCUCAUUAUAUACACCUCGCUCUCAUUAGCCCAUAGCAUACCAUCUACAGGUAAGUAUAUAUAUAUUUGCAAUACAUAUCUACGUGAUUUUACCAACUCAUUAUCCACGCAUAAUGUAUCUAAAUAAACAGCAACACAUAAGUUCACCUCCCCCUACACUCAAAAAACGAUUCAAGCCCUUCUUAGAGGUGACACAUUUAAAUAUUGUUUGAUACAUUUAAAUAAAUCAAUUACAAAACGAAGAUAUUUAUUUUGAAUGGGUGUAACACAAAAUGUAUGAAUACUUUCAUUUAUUAGAUUUAUUUAGGUUACACUCACAAAAACGAUUCAAGCCCUUCUUCGAGGUGACACAUUUAAAUAUUGUUUGAUACAUUUAAAUAAAUCAAUUACAAAAAUAGAUAUUUGUAUUUAAUGGGUGGAACACAAAAUGUAUGAAUUCUUUCAUUUAUUAGAUUUAUUUAGGUUAGAUGGUGUGCAUAUCAACUCAAAAUAAAUGUGUUUCAGUGAGGACUACCCUUUGCGCAUGCGCCAGCUGAAAAUCAGUUGUUUACAAGGUGAAGACACUUUCAGGGCUGUACGGUGGUGUAGUAGCUAGCACCGUUGCCUCAAAGCCAAAGGUCUGUGGGUUCAAUUCCCAGUCGGGGCGUUCCUUCUGUGUGGAGUUUGCAUAUUUUCUUAGUUAGUUAGUUUAUAUUUUGAGUUGGACAAACACAAAUUAAUUUAAUUUAAUGAAUAUCGUUAUUUUAUUUUAGAUGUAUUUGAUACAAAUGAGUUGGACUAACUUAAUUACAUUUUAUUGCACUGAUGUGCUAAAUUUGAGUUGGAGUUGCAUAUAAUUAUUGGAUGGAAAACCUGCCAACAAUUUAAUUGAGUUCAUCCAAUGAGUCAUUUCUUUGAGUGUACCUGCUUCUUUGUGGACCCAUAAAUGGAUGCACAAGCCCCCGGGGAACUAUUUUGCCCGAACACCCUGAGAAGAGGAAACCGUAAACAAUAAGAGGUGAGUUGUUGCAAUAUUUAGCUUGUCAAUCUGUUUGUUCCCAUGGAGAAAGAGAGGAACAACUCGAUGUCCCAGCUGUGCACAUGGCUCCCAGCAUUCACAGUCCAACAAUAAAUAUAUUCAACACCAUUGUGUGUGUGUGUGUGUGUUUUUUGUUCUCCUUGGCAACUUCAUUCAUCACAUUUGAAAUACUGUCCUCAGCAUAGGUAACGGGUGUUCUUGCCCAAGGACACAUCGACAUGGACUAGCGGAGCCCGGGAUCAAACCACCGCUCCUCUGAUGGAAGGCCGACCCUGCUCACCACUGAGCCACAGUCACCCCUAACUAAUUCUGUAUUAGCCCCUUGAUAUGCUGCUAUAAGCCUAGACUGCUAGGGGACAUCUUAGGAUACACUGAGCUCCUCUCUCCUCCUCUCACCCUUCUUCUGGACAAAUGUACGUCUCUUCAAUGCACAUUACUAACUCUACUUCUGUUGAGUCUUUCUCUGCUUACAGGUUUACAUGGAUCGUGGUUUUAUCUGUACCCUGGUCCUACCUAUCCCCUACAGCUAUCAUCAUUAUUAUUACUUGCAUUUUUAUUUAUAUAGCCAAUACCAUAAUUAUCAUUAUUAUAAUAUUACAUCCAUCCUGCUGCUGGUAUUAUUUGGUGGAACUUGUUUCAUCAUGCCUACUCCUCCCAGUAUAUGAAUAAUGUAUGUCAUAUGCAUUGAAUGUGCUGUUGUUUUGUUCAUCUGUCCAGAUGACAUCUAUUGUACAUCUGUCCAUAUAUAUAUAGGGCAAAAGCCCCCACCACCCCCCUCAAAAGAGGGAAGUGCAUUUGAAUAUCAUCGAGAGACUCGCUAUCUGUCACAAUGGAGGAUAUUAAAAAAGAUGAAAGUGACUUAUGCAAAACGUAUUACUCCUAAAAGAAGAGGAGAAAGAGCACAGACGUUAUCAGUAAUCCUGACUGAAGGUUUCUUCAGCUACUCAGAAAGAGAGUUUUCUCCUCCAGCACCAAGAUGCUUUCAAUGCCAAAGAACGGCUCAUACUGCCAGCCAAGUGUCAAGGUAAAGAAGGAUGUGCUCCAUGUGGAGGUAAUCCUGCUUUUGGGAAGGAUCCGCCCAUUAAAUGUUGUCAUUGUGAAGGAGAUCACAGUGCAGCUUUUGGGAGAUUUCAUUCCAUCCCAGCUGACAUCGGGCAAAGGCAGGGCACAAAUAUAGAGACAGACAACCAUCCACGCUCACAAUUACACCUUAGGGCAAUUUAGAGUCUCCAAUUAACAUGAGCUGCAUGUUAGAGGAACCUGGAGAACCCGGAAGGAACCCGCGCUGCAACGGGGGAGAACGUGAGACUCCACACAGAAGAGCCGGCCGGGAUCGGGAAUCAAAUUCCAUCCCCGAUUGCUCUGGGUUGACAGUGCUAGCUUGUAGACCACCAUGCAGUCCUGCUUUUGAGGGAUGUGAAGUACAAAAGCAUGCAAGAGAAAAACAGAAAUAUAAACUACUCAACAAAGUGUUGCAGUAUAUUUUGUAGAAAGAAGAAAGAUGUUAAACCAAUAUGAGAGUGGCUUUAGAAAAGGAAGAUCUACAGCAGAUGAUCGCAUUAACGUGAGUACCGAAAUAGAAAAGACUUCACAUGAAGGAAGAGACGGCUUUAGUUUUCUUUGACGUUGAGAAAGCGUAACAUAGGCACAGGUGGAAGGUUAUAUAACUGGACAAUGGAUUGUUUUAUAAUCAAAUAGAACAUUUAAAGUAGGUUCAGAAAUCUUAGAAGGUUCUGACCUCAGUAUACAACCGGGUCAAACAGUUUGAGAGGAUCCUUUAACUGAAGUUUAUGUCAGUAUAGAAUUUACAAUAAUUUUUUAUUUCUAAGACUGUCGGAUUAAUGAGAGAUAUGCAACUGUAAAGAAAAUGGUGAAAUUUGUUGAUAGUGUGCAGGAAGUUCAGCGUGGAAAGAGAAAGACUGAAAGGUUGGGGGGUAGCUAUAUGAAGUCUUUUGACAUGUUUUACAUUCAUGAUAAUAACAAUAUUACUCUGUUUUAAAUGACACAUGUCCUAAAGUCAUGAUGAUGGUGCUGUAUGCACCGUCAACGUUAAUUUUUAGUCCACCCAUAAACUUCAGAAGAAGGAGAAGUAGAAGAAGUCUGACGGCCUCUGCACCUGAGGCCGUCGACACACACCAGCUGAAAGAGGUUGUCUUGAUGAAAAUUGCCCCGGUAACGAGGAAUAAAAACACCCCACAGUGUCCAGAGCCAGCAUGCAUCAUGAUGGCGUUCUUUUGGCAACGUGCUCUGCUUGUGAGCCUGGCUGCGGCCAUGUCGGUGUAUGCAGACAUGAAGCUGGACUGCGGAACCGAUUCUGUGACGUUGGUGUGGAGGGAGGGCAGGUCCCGGGCCGAUACCUCGCUCUUCCGUCUGGGUAACUGCUUCCCCACCAGCUUCUCGGCCACCGAGGCUGUUUUCAGCGUGGACUUCGACGACUGUAACUUCAGGAGAAUUGUAACUGGGGAUCGCUUGAUGUUCACCAACGAUCUGACCUACAGUUCCUCUUCCUCCUCUGACCCUCAGGCCUUCACUCACCCCGUUGUCUGUGUAUAUGAGAGGCCUGAAGACUGGUACCCGCGGCUUCAUGCGCCAAUUUUCAACACGUACGGUCUCGGAGAUCUAGAGUUCCACUUUGGCCUCAUGAAUGCUGACUUCUCUGGCCCAGCUGAAUCUACUACCUUUCCUCUGGGCUCCUUUAUCCCGAUCAUGGCUAGCGUGGCACUGGAGGCCCAUCAGCCCUUGCUGCUGUUUCUUGAGGAAUGCGUAGCGGCUACCACACCGGAGCUGCAGCCUGAAAGCACUUUGUACCCGAUAAUCGCCAAUGAGGGAUGUCUUGUGGACAGUCUGGUAUCGCGCUCUAAAUUCGAACGAAGGCAAAAAUCCUCUGAGAUCCACCUUUCCCUUCAAGCCUUUAGGUUUGGUCUCGGCGAAGAGGUGUUUAUUCACUGUAAACUUGUGGCUUGGGAUCCCAACCAUCAGGACAACAGCAAGAAGGCCUGCCACUAUGACCAAGAGCAUGGCUGGGAGCAGUUGGACAACUCUGCCUCCCGCUAUCUCUGUGCCUGCUGUGACUCUGACUGCAAGUCCAGGAGGGUCAGGAGUUCAGCAUCAGGGAAGCGUGGAAUGGCACAAAAAGCUGUCCUUGGGCCGCUGACUGUCACUGAUGUGAAUUAUUGAUUGUCCAGGCCUGGAUCUGUCUUGCACACUGGCUCUUCAAUCUGAAUUGGAUUUGUACUGUUUUUAAACUUCUAAAAGUGUAAUGCCUCCCCAAUGUUAUUAAAGAUAACUAUAC
This is a messenger RNA of Pseudoliparis swirei, 5776 nucleotides long. Its product is annotated as zona pellucida sperm-binding protein 3-like. Lineage: Eukaryota; Metazoa; Chordata; Actinopteri; Perciformes; Liparidae. Gene Ontology annotation, molecular function: acrosin binding. The coding region runs from base 4504 to 5661 and encodes 385 amino acids. Gene Ontology annotation, cellular component: extracellular matrix. The record is from RefSeq and is a predicted model, not a curated record. The transcript has 10 exons. Gene Ontology annotation, biological process: binding of sperm to zona pellucida; positive regulation of acrosome reaction; egg coat formation.